AUGUCGCUGAUUGAGGGCUUGUUUCCGCCUUCACGGGAGAAUUAUGAGCUUCUCCUUCGUUGCUGGCAAAUAGGCUAUCCCAUUAUUGGAUCAAUGCAAUGGAUCAUCAAAUGGUACGGCAUGGGCAAGACGUCUGUCAGCAGCGUCUUCAACCUCCCCGGCCGCUUCGCCUGGAUGACGAUGGAGUGUCCCGGAUUUUUAACGCUGCUCUACGUUAUGAACACGUUACCGCAGAAAGCUGGAAUCGAUGACUUGCCGUGGCAGAAUCGCGUCCUUGGUGGACUAUUCGUCAUCCACUACUCUUACCGAGCUGUCCUCUUCCCCCUCAUCCAGCCAUCCAUGUCCCCCAUCCACGUCGGCGUCUGGGCCCUCGCCAUAGGCUUCCAGCUAUGCAACGCCCUCUGCAUCUCCUCCUGGCUCUCCGCCUACGGCCCAACCACCGCCGAAGCCUGGUCCUCCGUGUCAUCCAUCCCACAAUUCAUCAUCGGCAUCGGCAUCUUCUAUCUCGGCCUCUCAUCAAACUUCUUCCACGACGAAGAGCUGCGCGAGAUCCGUCGUCGCGAGCAAAAACGUCAGGAACGCCUCCGUAAGCAGGCCGGCGACAAGAGCGGCAACAACGCGGCCGGCGUGGAGAAGCACUACCAGAUUCCGCAGGCGGGACUGUUUCGGUACAUGCUGUAUCCGCAUUAUUUGUCCGAGUGGGUUGAAUGGCUUGGGUUUUACAUGGCUACUGGCUGGGGAUGUGCUCCAGCGAGGGCGUUUCUCGUGAAUGAGAUUUUCUCGAUGCUGCCGAGGGCGGUAAAUGGGAAGAAGUGGUAUAUUGAGAGGUUUGGAGAGGAGAAGAUUGGCAAGAGGUGGGCAGUCAUUCCGGGUAUUUGGUGA
Molecule: messenger RNA, 882 nt
Organism: Trichoderma harzianum CBS 226.95
Lineage: Eukaryota; Fungi; Ascomycota; Sordariomycetes; Hypocreales; Hypocreaceae
Exons: 3
Coding region: 1-882 (293 amino acids)
Biological process (GO): steroid metabolic process
Cellular component (GO): membrane
Molecular function (GO): 3-oxo-5-alpha-steroid 4-dehydrogenase activity
Source: RefSeq, a predicted model, not a curated record